AUGCUCGGCAUUAAGCGGCUCCUGGACGUGCUGUUGUCGGGCUGCCUGCCGGUGGUCAUCGUCUUCCCAACCAGCCUGGGGAGUGGGAGGAGCUGGUGGCGCGCUGAGGGGCCUCCCGUGGAGUGGAGCUUGCCCUUUCCUUGGGAGAUUGACUGGGAGAGACUGGUGGUAGAAGUUUCGGAGGCAGACUUCUGGCAGGGCCGCUUGGCAGUCUACAACUCAUGCGACGAGGAGUUCGAUCGCAGUGGCGGCAAGAGCAGCACGUGGCUGCUCCUCGAGCAUGCCCUGGCACGGCUCUACCAAGUUCGUGACGGCAAGCGCGUUCCCGAUUUGCUACUUCUGGUUGUGCCAUCGGAUUCUGCGCGCUUGCGAAGUAUUUUGGAGCAAUUCGUAGAGCGAUUUGCAUCUCGGACUGUACUGAUUUUUCCAACUGAGCUGCUGCGACGAGCGCGAGCUCCGGACUUUGAGGCAGCCACGGGGCUGCAGAUGGGCUCUGAUCCACAGGAUCCGCUGAUGCUACUCAUGGCCAUCUUGAUGGACAUGGGGGGUGUGGACGUCAUUCAUGAACGGCUGCCUUACGAGCCUGGUUCCAAAGAUGACCCUGGGCUCUCCGACGCUGUGCGUGCCUACGAGUCCUUCCAAGGCAUCGACCACUUCUCUUGGGACCACUUGGAAGGCCGCGUCGCCUGUUUGCAGCAUGGCGGCUUCUUCCAUCUCUUCGACUGGAAGCCCCCCGAGACCCUUGCAGAGUUGAUUGUUUGCAUUCAUGGCUUUGGACCGGCUCUGGAUGUGCUCCCACCCGGCUGCAGAUGCAGCGACACGGAUGCGGGCUUCGUCAAAU
Messenger RNA from Symbiodinium necroappetens, 841 nucleotides. The record is from the annotation of a GenBank genome assembly. Lineage: Eukaryota; Dinophyceae; Suessiales; Symbiodiniaceae.